This is a messenger RNA of Klebsormidium nitens, 3339 nucleotides long. NCBI's taxonomy places the organism in Eukaryota, Viridiplantae, Streptophyta, Klebsormidiophyceae, Klebsormidiales, Klebsormidiaceae. The record is from the annotation of a GenBank genome assembly.
CCCCUUUCUCAGUCUGCCCAACCUGCAGCAGCCCGCUCUGAUCAACAGAGGACCGUGGUUGCAGGACGCUUGCAGCGCUGCAUAGCACACCUACAGAAGGUAUCGUCUACCGAAGGUCGUUCAAGGCUAGGAACAAGGGUUCCAACGCAGCGCUCUUCUCUACACUUCAGAUCGACUGGUCUGAGAAGGACACCAUUGCAAUGUUGGGUUUCUCCGACUGGGCUUGAUUGCUUCUUUUGAGAGCUCAGCUCAAUAUUGACGAGAAUGAGUAGCAGCACCAGUCUUCAGGGCCUUUGGUCUCGGCCCAGCAAGCGGGUCCCUGGCCUUGAAGCUGGCAAGGUGGGGAUGGAGGAGACACCGCCUCCAGGCAAACCGCAACCCGAUACUGAACCAGCGCUUAGAGAAGAGUUGAAGCAGACGAAUGAGGGUUUCAAAGCAGAUGAACCAGAGAAGGAUGGGAAAGCAGAUGUACAGAUGAAAGAUGCACAAGCAGAUGUACCGGCGGCCACGGUUGUGAAAGAACAGGUUCAGGGGAAGAAGAGGAAGGGCAACCCAGGGCCCCAGACUGGAGCAAAGCGCAGCAAGCAAACAUCAGUAUGGGCCUAUCCGACCACUCCUUCUGAGGAGGACACCUUGCUGCAAGCUGCUGUACAGGAACGCCUUCUUCUGCAUGAGGAUCUUAAGAACGAAGGAAAGCUGUCAGUUCCUGCACAGAGCGUUCCAGACUCCCGCAGAUGCAUCGCUGAGCAGAUUGAGGAAAGCAGCUUGCCCUAUUCUGCCCUUGCGCAGUCGGUGUUUGACAGGCUCACUUUGGGGGGGCACAGCACUACUCCUGCUGCAGUCAGGAGUAGCAUUCUGUCUCUGGCAGAAAGGGUGAAUUACGGGGCGCAGAAUGCAGAUGCAGAUGUGUUGGAAGAUGAUGCGGAGGACAGCUGCUGGAAGUGGGAGGUGAGGGACACGAAGCUUUUGCCUGAAGGGGUGCGAGAAGAGGCCUUGGACCGACGGAAAUGCAGGCGGAAAAUGUCGGAGAGACUGGCAUCUCUUGAUGGUUUGAUCGCUGUUCUGAAUGACGGGGCCUCGACGCCAGCCAACCGAAAAGCGGCGUUCAAUACUGUAGCUGCGUUGUUGAAGAAGCAGGAGGAUCGUGCAGCGAUAACCAGGCUUGCAGAGGACCUAGCUCGAAAACGGGAGGCCAAACAGCAAGCAAGGGAUGUAAAGAAUGCUGCAAAGGAUGCAGAGCGCGCCGCAAAGAUGCAAGAAAAGGAGCACCAGAAGGUGGAAAAGGACACAGAGAAGGAGAAGCAGCGGGCAGAGAAAGAAGCUGAAAGGCUAAAGUCGAAGGAGGAAAAGGAGCGGGAACGGGCUGAGAAAGAGGCAGAGAAGGAGCGGCUAAGGGCUGAGAAAGAGGCACAGCGCCAGGAGAAGGAAGCGGCUCGCGAGAAAGAAGAAGCCGAGAAGGAGCGGCAGCGAGCGGAGCGGGAGGCCCUGGAGCAGAAGAAGAAGGCUCAAAUGAAGAAGUCUGCCAGCUUCAUGGACAGAUUCGUCAUCAAAAAGCGGCCCAGCGAAGUAAAGCCGGAGAAGAAGUUAGACCUAGGGCCUGGCCCCAUUCCGAAAGCGGAGGGAGGAAAUGAGCGGAGUGCUGAAAAAGUAGGGGAGUCUGAAACUGUGAAAGCGAUGGACAAGGAGUUUGCGGAGAGCAUGAUUCGGUCACCAACCGAGUUGAAGAGGUUAUAUGUCAAGUCGUUCCAGGAGGCGCGCCCCGCCCUCAAGCGCCAGCCCCGCUCAUACUGGGGCCUCCGACGAACCCCCAAAAAAGCAGUCCAAAACGCGAUCCGGCUGGCGGGUGAUCCCUUCGCCGCCAUGCGGGAGCCGAGGUCUAAGACCCCUCCGCCCCCGUCAGCGAAGGGGAAGGAGAAGCCCGUGGUCGACGUCAGCGACGAUGAUGACGACAUGGAGGAGGAGGGUGACGUCACCCCGAGCGAGGAGAGGCCGGGGAAGGAAACCGGGGAGAAGCGGAGGGGGCGGUACAAGCUGCUGCAGCUGGGGGAGAUGGGCAAGACGUGCAACCGGCCGCCGUACUACGGCACGUGGUCAAGGAAGAGCAAUGCUGUCUCCGCACGCCGUCCUCUCGCGCUGGACGCCGAGAUGGAUUACGAAGUAGACAGCGACGAGGAGUGGGAGGAGGAGGAUCCGGGCGAGAGCUUGUCGUCCAGCGACAAGGAAGACAACGAGGAAGAGGACAAGCAAGGGUAUGGGAGCGAGGACGAGGAAGACGGGUUCGUGGUGCCGAGUGGGUACCUGUCGCAAGACGAGGGCAUCGACCUGGACAGCCCACCAACGGCUGCCCCCACCGCCGACGCGUCGCCAAUCGUCGACGAACACGUGGCGACCCUCCAGAAGCUCCAGCGCAAGCUGGAGAAGGCGACCAGGGUCGCCCUCCGCACCAGCAAGCCGCUCAUCGUCUCCGCCCUGCUGCCGCCCGUUUCCGGCGACCAUUUCCUGGGCGAUGGGGGCGUUCCGGUCGCCGGAAACGGACGUUUCAUCUACGAAGGCAACCAGGCGUUUCUACAGGCGAUGACGAUCCAGGUUCUGCGGUCUGACGUGUGCAUUGAGGUCCCCGCUGCGACGCCGACGGGAUUGGAGGAAGAACCGGUCGUUAGGGUGCCCGGGGGAGAGGAAAAGAAGGGCGUGGGCCGGCCCCGGAUGGUGCUGCCGGAGGAGAAAGUACCUGAGCUGAUCGAGUUCCUGUUGGGGUCGACCCACGGGAUGGCCCGGAACGUCGACGAGCUUUCGGCUAAGUUCCCGGGCGUCUCCAAGAAGCACCUGGAGCAGCGAAUCCGGGAGAUCGCGGAGUACGAAGGCGGGCGAUGGCAGGUGAAAGCCGUCGUGUUGGCGAAAUACAGCAUUGGUCUUCCGCAGACGACGCCUGCUGCUACAGCAGCGCCCCCUCCUGGACAAGAGGAGACGCCGAAGUCUCGCCCGACUCCCCGAGUGCAGCCAGUGCCCAUCACGAAGUUCUUCACCAAGGUCUCGAGCGGCUCCCAAAACAGCAAAGGGAGCCAGGACAACAGUAAAGGCGGGCAGAGCGAGAAGUCGCCCAUGGCAAUCGACAGGGAGCAGAAGGGUUCGCAAGAAGCGAAGAGUGUGAUGCAGGCUGGGGUUGGCCCUGAAUGAAGAGACAAGAGCUAGAUAAUCAUGGGCAGAAUUCUGAAUUGACUGUGUACUCGAUGUGCGUUGAUUGCAGAUCUCGGCGAAUGCAGCUCUAAAACACGCAGCUUAAUGGCAACAUGUCUUCUGCCGGAUGCUAUACCCUUCGGCUUUAUUGAGCACGACUUGCGG